Vitis vinifera (wine grape) is the source of this 1184-nucleotide messenger RNA. RefSeq lists its product as uncharacterized. Lineage: Eukaryota; Viridiplantae; Streptophyta; Magnoliopsida; Vitales; Vitaceae. Bases 362 to 991 code for a protein of 209 amino acids. The transcript is spliced from 3 exons. The record is from RefSeq and is a predicted model, not a curated record.
UCUUCACCAUGCCACAAACACGAAUUUGUGGAGCAAGGAAAAUGAAACACCUCUACAAAAUGUGGCAGAACUGACCAUUUUCACUAUGCAUUGGCUGGAGAAUACUUUGGUGAACAUUUAUUCUUUCCCAAUUUAGUCCACACACAAAUAUUUGUCUUCUCAAAUAAUCCAUCUUUAUAAAGCACUUGUUAACUAUGCCAACAAGCAAGGAGUCUCCCCUCUCCAUGUAAGAUUUUCUCUUGUUGGAAAAAGAAUGCUCUAUGGCUAGCUAGACUGCCACAGGCUUCUUGCCAUACUGUAGGAUCCUCCUUCUCACACUGUGGCACCUUGUUAUGAAUAAUCCACAUAUGAUGAAAUUGUAAUGGAAUCCAGUCGCAGCAAAAAGGGUUCCAGCCAGGCGGCAUGUCACUGCAUAUGCUGGAAAUGUAGCAACUUCAAUCCAUCUGUAAGGACACAGAACUGCCCUGACCUUUACUCCUUGGCCAUUCAUGGCAUUGACUCAGGGAAGAAGAACAUAGUGUUACUACCGAUGGAGAAUAGGCAUUCCCAUGUGUAUCAGCUUUUACUGAAGAUAAAUAUUCCGAAAGAUAUACUGUAUUUGGUGGAGUGGAUGAUAAAGGGAAAAGUGCAUUGCAUCUUGCUGCUAUGUUUACUGGUUAUCAUCUUCGCUCUCUCCUUAUGCUGCAUAUGGGAAAUCAAGUGGUAUAAGUACCAGACAAUAAAACAUAUUUUCUCACAUGAACACGAAGAUCUGGUGCAAAAGGGUGGACAAUGGCUGGCUAGCAAAGCCAAUUCAUGCCGGUGGUGGCUACUCUCAUUGCAACUGUUGCCUUCACCACAUCAGCAGCUGUACCAGGAGGCACCAAGAAAACAGCAUUUCAUAUCUUUGCAAUUUCGUGACUUAUCGCUCUUUGAUUUUCAGUCGCCACAUCUAGGUAUCAAGAACAAGACUUUGGCUCUGAUUUGCCCAGCGAGCUUUUGGUUGGACUAACUUCUCUUUUCACAUCCAUAUUGGCUACCUUGGUCAUUUUCUGUACAGGCCACUUCUUUGUUCUGAGAAAGAGCUCAGAAUUGCCGCACUAACGUGCCUUCCAGAAAUAUUUUUUGCAAUAGCCUAGCUACAUAUAUCAGGCUACUGUGAUAUUUUUUUUAUAAUGAAUAAGAAACAAGUACUCUCUUUUGUA